GGCUACUAGCAAAGGCAUGCUGAGCUGUGAUUGGUGAGCAUGAACGUGACGUCAGCCAGCUUCCUGAAGGAGGCUGGCUAGCGAUUGGUAGACGUGAACGUGACGUCAUCACCAGUAGGCGGGGUUUCAUGAGAAGAAUCGGAGAGUUGAGAUACCAAUGGGAUGGGAUGUGGGUAGGGAUUGGUUGGGGGCCAUUGUCCCCCCUCCCACGGAGAGGGGUCAAGGCCCCCCCCCCGUCUCAGGAAAGGAUCGUGGGUAGGGUUGAAUACUCUCCAUCAGUGUGCACUAGGAUUUAGUGAUGAGUGUUCUUUCGUGUAUCUAGACUCACCUGUACCAGACUCACUCUUGAAUACACAGAUGUGAUGGCGAGACCUCUAGUUGCUGUAGUCGCGAUAGUCGCGGUGGCGACGACGGCCGCAAGCAGCAUGGACGACACCAUCCAGUCGCUAUUAGCGAUGUCGCCUAAGGGCGAAAUGGGCAGGUUUUUCCUGAACUACGACCACACCUACUCCUUCAACACCACGGUCCCGGUGACCAUGCCCCUGCUCUCUUUCACCCUGCCCGGCGCGGGCGACUUCUCCACCACAGGGGCCACCACAAGCUCCUACAGCGCCCUGGGCUACAUUAUAUUCUUCCUGUUGGGGGGCUUUGUGUUCAGCCUCUACACCACCGCCCCGGGGGCCGCCGGCAGGGAGAACACUGAUGGAGAUGCGCUUCAGGAGCUCCAGUUAGUUAGGCUGGUGCUGGAGACGGUCUGGAACCUUCCGGAAGUGCUCAACUGCAGGAGUUGCGCCAAGCAAGCCGUCUGUAAGGCGUAUGCUGAUCCACAAGACUAUGGUUUCCUGGCCUCGGCUCUCAGAUUCCUUGUGGCGUACACGCCCGACACACCUGAAGAGGAGCUGACAGAGUUCCAGAAGGCAGCGAAGUACGGGGAGGAGAGCGCUGACUGUCACUACAAGUUCCACUGCCUGGUCCAUCCCCUCGACCUCCUCCUCUACAUCUACGACUACUGGUUCACUGACGAGUAGGUCCACCACAGACGCAGCCCGUGCGGUGUGGGUGGGCAGCAGAAGGGACCCUAUUUACACAUGCAGCAGAAGGGAUCCUAUUUACACUGGUAGCAGAAGGGACCCUAUUUCGACAUCCAGCAGAAGGGAUCCUAUUUACACCCCAAGUCCCUCCUGUAGCCAGCAGGAGGGACCCCCAAUAUACUAUUCUCCCACGUGGUCAGACACAGUGACGCUUCUACCAAUUGGCAUUAUAUAGUGUUGUUGCAACCAGAUGAGUUGAUAUGGUGCAGAGACGCGAUAGUGAUGAAUCCUUAUGGUAUCAUUGUUACAGUGUUGCGGCAAGGGUGUGGUGCUUACAGUGAUUUAGAAUGAUUAAAGAUGAGUGAAACAUAAAGUGAUCAUGCGAGAAGUGCCACAGAAUUUUGAAGUGUGAAUUUUUGAUGUUCCAGUUUAAAAAAGUUUAAUUAUUAGUCCAAAUAAUAUUUUUUUACGGGUAUAUUUUGAUAUAUAGUAGCUACAAUGAAUAUGACCUUCCUACCUUGUGUCUACCUAGUGAAAGGGUUCCGGGAAUCAAUGGCCCUUAUGCUUCUAACAUUGUCAUCAUACCACUUCUUAUAGAACUAUUAUAAUGCUGUUAUAGUGUGGAUAUCGCGUCCACCGGUAUGUGUAAUUUGAAAAGGUGAUAUCACAGCAUCCAAAGGUUUUUAUAUACAUGUUUUGUGUUAAUGAUUAUCAAUAUUUAACGCGAUUCGAGGGGGGAAAGAUGUUAUUUAUUGUAGACUUUAUGACGGGUUAUUUUUCCUCGAUUUGUGAUUGAGUGUUUUUUCAUUCAUUGCAAAUUUUGUGUUUUCCUAAAGACUUUCCUCCAAAAUGUCAAUAACUUUAUGCCAAAAACUGUAAGCUAGAUGUAGAUUGCUGUACACCCAGAUUUUAUUGUAAUGGUUUGUAUAUGUGGUUGAGAAUAAAGUUUUAAAUCUGA
Molecule: messenger RNA, 1989 nt
Organism: Procambarus clarkii (red swamp crayfish)
Lineage: Eukaryota; Metazoa; Arthropoda; Malacostraca; Decapoda; Cambaridae
Source: RefSeq, a predicted model, not a curated record